CUUAUCAGCCGCAGGGCCUUCUGGGAGAAUAUUGCGGUGUCGGAGACAUUUUGGAUUUAAAGGGGCUGAGCUAGCCGUCAGUCCUAGCUCUUGGUUUCCCUAAUCUUACAUAGAAUAUGUCCAUCAUGGUGUAUCCAAGAGAAGAGAAGCUGGAGAAGCUUACUCAGGAAGAGAUCAUCUCCAACACCAAGCUGGUGAUCCAGGGUCUGGAGGCCCUGAAGAACGAGCACAACUCCAUCCUCCACAGCCUCCUGGAGACCAUCAAGUGCCUAAAGAAGGACGAGGAGGCCAACCUGGUGCACGAGAAGUCCAACCUGCUCCGCAAGUCCGUGGAGAUGAUCGAGCUGGGCCUGGGAGAAGCGCAGGUGAUGAUGGCCCUGUCCAACCACCUGAACGCGGUGGAGUCGGAGAAGCAGAAGCUGCGUGCGCAGGUGAGGAGGCUCUGCCAGGAGAACCAGUGGCUGCGCGACGAGCUGGCCAACACCCAGCAGAAGCUGCAGAAGAGCGAGCAGAGCGUGGCCCAGCUGGAGGAGGAGAAGAAGCACCUGGAGUUCAUGAACCAGCUCAAGAAGUACGACGAGGACGUCUCGCCCACUCAGGAGGAGAAGGACCGAGAAACGCCAAAGGACUCCCUGGACGACCUCUUCCCCAACGACGAGGAGGAGCACGGGCAAGGAAGUCAGCACCAACACAACAGUGCGGCGGUGGCAGCGGCUCAGCAGGGGGGCUACGAGAUCCCCGCCCGCCUGAGGACCCUGCACAACCUGGUGAUCCAGUACGCCUCCCAGGGCCGCUACGAGGUGGCUGUCCCUCUCUGCAAGCAGGCUCUGGAGGACCUGGAGAAGACCUCUGGACACGACCACCCCGACGUGGCCACCAUGCUCAACAUCCUGGCCCUGGUCUACAGGGAUCAGAACAAAUACAAAGAGGCCGCCCAUCUGCUCAACGAUGCCCUGUCCAUCCGUGAGAAAACCCUGGGCAAAGAUCACCCCGCUGUUGCUGCGACGCUGAACAACUUGGCUGUGCUGUACGGAAAGAGGGGGAAGUACAAGGAGGCCGAGCCGCUGUGCAAGAGGGCUCUGGAGAUCAGAGAGAAGGUCCUGGGGAAGGACCACCCAGAUGUGGCCAAGCAGCUGAACAACCUGGCUCUGCUCUGCCAGAACCAGGGCAAGUACGAGGAGGUGGAGUAUUACUACUGCCGGGCCCUGGAGAUCUACGAGAGCAGGCUGGGGCCAGACGAUGCCAACGUGGCCAAGACCAAGAACAACCUGGCGUCCUGCUUCCUCAAACAGGGGAAAUACAAGGAGGCUGAGAUUCUGUACAAAGAGAUUCUGACUCGUGCUCAUGAGAAAGAGUUUGGAUCUGUUGAUGCUGAGAACAAGCCCAUCUGGAUGCAUGCAGAGGAAAGAGAGGAGAGCAAGGGCAAGCACAGAGACAACACUCCCUACGGAGAGUACGGAGGCUGGUACAAGGCCUGCAAAGUCAACAGCCCGACAGUGAACACCACCCUGAGGAACCUGGGGGCCCUGUACCGCCGGCAGGGCAAGCUGGAGGCUGCUGAGACCCUGGAGGAGUGCGCUGUGAGGUCUCGCAAGCAGGGCAUCGACCCCAUCCACCAGACUCGUGUGGUGGAGAUCCUGAAGGAUACAGACGGCGACAGGCGGAGGAGCAGGGAGAGCCUGAGCAGCGUUAAAUAUGAGAGUGGCUCUGAGACCGGAGAGGAAGUGAGUAUGGGGGCCGAUUGGAAUGGGGACGGCAGCGGGGCUCUUCAGCGCAGCGGCUCUCUGGGGAAGCUCCGGGACGUCUUGCGGCGCAGCAGCGAGCUGCUGGUGAAGAAACUGCAGGGCAACGGGCCGCCUGAGCCUCGCAGCACCAACAUGAAGCGCGCUGCUUCCUUGAAUUACCUGAACAAAACCAGUGAUGACCCGUUCCAGACUCGGGGAGUUCGUAAUUUGAAGGAGAGCCGGGGCCUGAGCUCCAGCACUGUGGAUCUCUACACCGGAAACUGAGCAGCAGGUUUCUGAUCAGCUGAUCUGUUCCCGAUCCAAAGAGGCUCUGACCUUUGGCUCGUUCUCUGAGCUGUAAUGAUCACAACAACACUACCAGACAGACUCCAUCACACUGCCUUCCUCUGCUUGUUAGCAUCCGACCCCAAGACCCACAUCCUCCUGAGUUAAGACCCAAAGACAUGUUCGGUCAUCAACACAUUUGGUGUGUUUUCUUUCCAGUUUGUUUUUAAACCAGGUUGUUUCCUUUUGGUCUUCCAGAGAAAGAUUGAUGUAUUUUCCCCUCAUCGUGUUCCUAGCAAUGGUGAUGCCUCAGUGCCUCCUAAAUAUGGCCGAGAAAAUGUACCUCAUCUCUCCCCUUAUUCAUCAUCUGUGACUCUGCACUUUGACUGCAAACGUUGCCAUAUUGUCUCCUGCUCCUGUAAAUGUCUCCCUAUGUUGUGUGACUUGAGAUCCUUGAUUGUCUUCCUGUGCCAUAGGUCUAAAUUAGAAAAGAAAUACGUUGUACAUUUCUAUUUUCUCACAAACUAGUUAUAAUAAAUAGGCCUGGUGGCUAUGAAAUGAUAUAAUGUAAUAUUAUGACAAAUCAUUUUAUUUUUAUUUUAAUGAUUUUGCCUAUUGAGAUUUAUUUGCAAUGCGAGGUGUUGGUUAAAGCUUUGGGAAACAGGGUGACUUGUUUAUCUUACUGACAUGAGUUGAGUCAUGUGACUUGUUUAGGGUAAUUUUAUACAAUAGAAAUUGAUGCUGCUUUUAUCUCCAAGUGUGUUUUUCUGCAUUGCAGAGAAAAUGUAUUUGAGGCAUUUAUGGUCUGUAAAAGACAACAAUGAAAAUGCUCAGCUUUUUUAUUGUAUAUACAAAAAUGACGAGGAUGAACCAGGUUUCUUAAUGAAUAAUGGUCACCCUGAAUGAUCUCCGGUGCCAUACAGAUUAGAGCUGCUAACUGUGAGCACAUCCUCUUAUAAUGUUGUUUACAGUGAUUAGAAUGUGUGAUACAUUUCUAGUGAUGUGAUAAUUAUAGGUUUUUGCACAAUUCUCAGAUCGGUUUCUUCUGACUAUGAUUUCAUUUUUUAGUGAAGCACAAGAAAACUGGAAUGUCUUGUAAUUAUAAUUGUUUUGAUAAAUGUUUUUUCUUUUUAUUAUUUGUAAUCAACGUGUUAGAAUCUGAUCACAAAUCAUAGAAUUCAUCAGUAAAUCAGUGUCAUUGUUGGUAAGAGUUGAAUGUGUGUCUCAUAUGUCAUGAAUAGUCUGAUGGAAAAUUGGAACCACUCUGAUCAUGAAAAUUAAACCAACAAUGUUCUAUUUUA
Gymnodraco acuticeps is the source of this 3310-nucleotide messenger RNA. It is a transcript of the gene klc1b, whose product is annotated as kinesin light chain 1b. The record is from RefSeq and is a predicted model, not a curated record. Gene Ontology annotation, molecular function: kinesin binding. Gene Ontology annotation, cellular component: membrane-bounded organelle; cytoplasm; kinesin complex. Gene Ontology annotation, biological process: microtubule-based movement. Lineage: Eukaryota; Metazoa; Chordata; Actinopteri; Perciformes; Bathydraconidae.